AUGAAGGUCCUGUUCGUGAUGCUCCUGGCGCGGGUAGCGACAGGGAGCCCCAUGCCCACCUUGGAUGACCCAUGUCCUGCACAGGACCCCCAUGUCCACCUUGCAGGACCCAUGUCCACCCGUGGGAUCCUCAUGUCCAUCUUGGAUGCCCCACCUCCAGCUGGACCCCCACUCUCCGAGGUGGCCCCUGUCCACCCCAUGGACCUCCUGGUCUCUCCCAAGGUGGAUUGGCCUCUUCCACCACUGAUAAAUCUCCUUGUCCAGGACUCAGGGGACACGGGGAUGGGGCCACCAGGGGUGGCCAUGUCACACCAGAGGGUCCCAGCCUACCUGUGUCCCUGCGCCUCGAGGAACGUCCUGUGGGUGAUCGAGGGGACCUCCUGCGACCUGCCCUGGCAGGCUGCCCUCUUCAAAGGCGAGAAGUUCAUCUGCGGGGGGACACUGGUGGACAGGAACUGGGUGGUGACGGCCGCCCACUGCCACGUCCCAGGACCCCACAUACACAGACCCCCCACCAACCCUGAUGUCUUUGGCUUCAUCAGCUUCAUCAGCGUGCGGCUGGGGGGCCCGAGCCACAAGGACUCAGGUGGCACCGAGCAGUGGCGGCGCUCGGCCAAGGUCUUCAAAUACCCACGCUACAAUGAGACCAACAAGGACGGCGACCUGAUGCUCAUCAAGUUCUUCUUGCCCAUCCACGUCAACAAGCAGGUGAAGCCGCUGCCGCUGGCCUCCCACUGCCCCGUGCCCGGCAAGACCUGCCAGAUCUCGGGCUGGGGGUCCACCACCAGCCCUGAAGGUAUGAAACCGGUUACCUGA
Molecule: messenger RNA, 816 nt
Organism: Phaethon lepturus (White-tailed tropicbird)
Lineage: Eukaryota; Metazoa; Chordata; Aves; Phaethontiformes; Phaethontidae
Product: transmembrane protease serine 9-like
Exons: 5
Coding region: 1-816 (271 amino acids)
Biological process (GO): proteolysis
Molecular function (GO): serine-type endopeptidase activity
Source: RefSeq, a predicted model, not a curated record